Pelecanus crispus (Dalmatian pelican) is the source of this 1718-nucleotide messenger RNA. NCBI's taxonomy places the organism in Eukaryota, Metazoa, Chordata, Aves, Pelecaniformes, Pelecanidae. The record is from RefSeq and is a predicted model, not a curated record.
GGCAUUCCUCUAUUCUCUUGUUUCAGCUUAAUAUUCUUCAUUCUGAACUGGCAAAACAGCUUGCAGAUACAAUGGUUCUACCAAUAAUACAAUUUCGAGAAAAGGAUCUCACAGAAGUAAGCACGUUGAAGGAUCUUUUUGGCCUUGCUAGCAAUGAACAUGACGUGUCCAUGGCAAAGUAUAGCAGGUUACCGAAAAGGAAAGAAAAUGAAAAGCUUAAGGCAGAAGUGGCAAAAGAAGUGGCAAAUGCAAGAAGAAAGCAGCAUCUUUCAUCUCUGCAAUAUUACUGUGCCCUGAAUGCUCUGCAGUACAGGAAGAGAGUGGCAAUGAUGGAACCUAUGCUAGGAUAUACACGAGGACAGAUCAACUUUUUUAAGAAAGGAGCAGAGAUGUUUUCCAAAAGAAUGGACGGCUUUUUGUCAUCUGUUUCAGAUAUGGUUCAAAGCAUACAGGGAGAGUUGGAUGCUGAAGCUGAAAAAAUGAGGGUAUCCCAGCAGGACUUAAUUGCAGUUAAUGAAUCUGUUUACACCCCAGAUUCUGAUGUAACUUCACCUGCUAUCAAUAGAAAUCUCAUCCAGAAGGCUGGCUACCUUAAUCUUAGAAAUAAAACAGGUCUGGUGACAACAACCUGGGAAAGACUGUAUUUCUUCACUCAAGGUGGCAACUUGAUGUGUCAGCCAAGGGGAGCAGUAGCUGGAGGAUUGAUUCAGGACCUGGACAACUGCUCUGUUAUGGCUGUAGACUGUGAAGACAGAAGAUACUGCUUUCAGAUCACUACUCCUACAGGCAAAGCGGGUAUAACCCUUCAAGCAGAAAGCAAGAAAGAAUAUGAGGAGUGGAUUUGUGCCAUCAACAACAUCUCCAGACAGAUCUAUCUCACUGACAAUCCAGAGGCAGCUGCAAUCAAGUUAAAUCAGACAGCCCUACAAGCAGUGACGCCCAUUACCAGCUUUGGGAAAAAACACGAAGUUCACCACGCCAGCCAGAAUGUAAAGAAUAUGGAAAAUGAUAAAAUAAUUCCCAGUGAAUCAGCUGGCAUUCAAGACUCCACACAACUCAUUGCUCCUGGAACACCGAUUCAAUUUGAUAUUGUACUGCCUGCCACAGAAUUCAUGGACCAGAACAGAGGUGGCAGGCGUGCCAACCCAUUUGGGGAAUCUGAAGACAGCAGCAAAGAUGAGGAGGAAGAUUCACUCUUGCAGCAGAUGUUCGUAGUUCGGUUUUUAGGAUCUAUGGCUGUUCAGUCAGAUGACACAAGUGAGGUGAUUUAUGAAGCUAUGAGACAAGUGUUAGCUGCUCGUGCCAUUCACAACAUAUUCCGUAUGACUGAAUCCCAUCUCAUGGUCACCAGCAAGAACUUGAGGUUAAUAGAUCCUCAAACCCAAGUUACACGAACAAGUUUUGAACUUGCCACUGUGACACAGUUUGCUGCUCAUCAGGAUAACAGGCGACUGAUUGGCUUUGUGGUCCAUCUCAGUGAGACUCUGGGAGAAGAAUCCAUGAGCGCAUAUAUUUUUGAGAGCAACACAGAAGGGGAAAAGAUUUGCUAUGCCAUUAGCUUGGGAAAAGAAAUCAUCGAGGCACAGAAGGACCCAGAAGCAUUAGCUCAGCUAAUGAAGUCUGUGCCGUUAACAAAUGAUGGAAAGUUCAUGCUUCUGAAUGAUCAGGCAGAAGAGGAUGGAACUGUACAUGAAGAAGGGGAGGAGUCAGAAGCAUAA